Hyposmocoma kahamanoa is the source of this 2668-nucleotide messenger RNA. It is a transcript of the gene Dmtn, whose product is annotated as transmembrane and coiled-coil domains protein 2. The record is from RefSeq and is a predicted model, not a curated record. Bases 356 to 2218 code for a protein of 620 amino acids. The transcript is spliced from 18 exons. Gene Ontology annotation, cellular component: endomembrane system. Lineage: Eukaryota; Metazoa; Arthropoda; Insecta; Lepidoptera; Cosmopterigidae.
GGCAGAGAGCAUCCGCCGACCAUUGACACACGUCUUUUUUCUUCGUUGUUUUCUGUCAUUUCAAUAGUAAUUUCGUGGUGAUUAUUUUUGUAGUGGAUAAAAUAAAAUGUACAGACUAUUGUGUAACAAGCACAUGUAAAUAAAAUUGAAGAGGAAGUUUAUAUUGCCCUGGUGAGAAAACGUUCUACUCGAGGAAUGGAGGAAUCCGAAGAAGCGUUACGCCUGAAGUGAACCUAACCAGCAAAGCAAUACGUUCCAUAGUAGUUCCUGCUGUUAUGUCUGUGAUCCCGCUGUGGUUGAUAAAGAACUUGUGAUACAUGUAUUUUUGUUCACGCUUAUAGGUUAAUAGAAAGCUAUGGACACGCUACACGUGACAGGGCAUAGCAAAGGCUCAAGUCGAAGUCAAUCCCCGUCUACUACAGAGCUGUCGAGAGACCCUGCUGUAGUCACUGAUGAUACUGUCAUCAGAUCUAGAGUGCAGUCACCGUCAACAGUGCAUCAUGUUGUCAGUCCAGUCGUGUCAACUACAGAGCUGUCGAGAAACCCUGCUGUAGUCACCGAUGAUGCUGUCAUUAAAUCGAGAGCGCAGUCACAGUCUACAGUGCAUCAUGUCAGUGAGCCGUCAUCGAGCUCAUCAUCACGACACGGCGAGCGAGGUCCACAUCACGUCAAGUCGCAUUCCAGGGACUUGGGAAGCAGCCCACUGUCGGCUAACACCACAGCCAACAGUAGAGAUCUUGAGGACUCUCCUCAAAAGAAGCCCAUUCUUACGGGUAUACUCGCACCGGAAUACUCAGGCGCUGUGUUCAGCCCCAACGUGUCUUAUGCUUUGUCUUCAGACGAAUACUCACCCGCUUAUAGAGGUCAGGAGAGCGAGUACGCGAAUCAAGAUGACUUGGAUGGAAGUAACGUGACGUCAUCAAAGGCGCAGGCAGCCAUCGCACAUCUGAACAACAAAGUGGAGAGAACUAAGGAGCUGAUACGGCUGGAGCAAACCAUAAGAGAUGACAAUGUAAACGAGUACCUGAAAUUAGCGGCGAACGCGGACAAGCAACAGCUGCAACGUAUAAAGGCAGUGUUUGAGAAGAAGAAUCAGAAAAGUGCUCUGUGCAUCGCUCAACUGCAGAAGAAAUUGGAAGGGUAUAAUAAAAGGAUUAAGAAUUGGGAGCAACAUGGCACAAGUGGACAGUCGCAUAGACAACCAAGGGAAGUGUUACGGGAUAUGGGACAGGGGUUGAAGAACGUUGGCGGCAACAUCCGCGAUGGCAUCACAGGACUUGGUGGAAGCGUGAUGGCGGCGCCACGCGAGUUUGCUCAUCUCUUCACGAGGUCUAAUCGCUUCGGUUCGGCGGAUAACAUCUCGCAGCUCGCCGGGAGCCGGGCGUCCGAAGCGGGUGAAGCAGCCGCGCCCCGAGGAUCCACACUGCCGCGCGCCGCAACUUCGCCUGGGCCAAAAUACUCGCCCGAAGCGUCGCCAAGUUCUUCCAUCACCAGUGAAGGCGCUCCGUACCCUACGCAACCCGGAUCGAAUAACAUGUCUGAGACGGCGUUCUCAAUCAAGCCGAUAUUGAAUGAACUGCGCGAGAGGAGAGAGGACUAUGAACGGCUGGCAGAAAAGAUCGAUGCGCUGAAGAAUCUGUCGCAAGAGGUGUCGUUCCUGUCUGGUGCGCUGCAGGAGGAGCGGUUUAAGACUGAGCGUUUGGAGGAGCAAAUCAACGAUUUAACGGAGUUGCAUCAGAACGAGGUAGAAAAUUUAAAACAAGCACUUACGGACGUGGAAGAAAAAGUUCAAUACCAGAGCGAAGAGCGUAUACGAGAUAUACACGAAGCUCUAGAUCUAUGUCAAACCAAAAUUAUAAAAUUAGAACAAUGGUUGGCGGGCGGCGGCGGCGGCGGCGGGGCGGGUGGCGCGGCCGGUGAGUCUGGCGGCGCCGCUGCCCUGCCGCCGCGGUUGCUGCUGGUGAAGCUGCUUAAUGUGGCGCUCACGCUGCUACAACUUAUCUUAUUGUUGGUCGCCACUGUCGCCGGGAUCGCUAUGCCCUUCUUGCGUACCAGAGUACGAGUUCUAACAACGAGUGUGGCUGUGAUGGUGGGCGUAAUGGUGCUAAAGCAAUGGCCUGAGGUGACGCAGCUCUCCGAACAUCUCGUGAGAAGGCUGAAGGAGUAUUUGCUAGACACGCAUCGCGACAGGUAUGAAUGUAAUGCUCUAUGCGGCUGAUGUUAGCCACAGUGAAGUUCUAGUGGUACAAAAUUGAAACUUGUUCUUUGGCACUACCGUGCCCAGUGAAUAAAUAAAAUUCGUGAUAUUGCAAUUUGGCCCUCAUCUGCAUGGAGUGAAGACCAUAUACUACGUGGAAGUAUUUUUAUGUUUGCCCGAUCAGGAAAAAAGAAGGUACUCUCAAUCACUUGUUUCUAACUGCCCCUGUGAUGGGCAAUGUGGAAAUGAGACAAAUAGUACAUUAUUUUGUCAGUGAUAAUGAUGUUAUUUAAGCUAUUCAAUUAUUAUUUGCACAUUUAAAUGUGAUAUUUUGAUAUACUGCGAAACAUGUGAUGUUACAUGGAUAAGGAACCACCCUGGAUUAAAACAAUGAUAGCAAAUCACCACACGCAACCUAACUUAAUGUUACUUCUUUUUGGUGACCUCACUUGUGAAAUGAGAACGACAUUA